This is a messenger RNA of Letharia columbiana, 864 nucleotides long. RefSeq lists its product as uncharacterized. Bases 1 to 864 code for a protein of 287 amino acids. The record is from RefSeq and is a predicted model, not a curated record. The transcript is spliced from 2 exons. Gene Ontology annotation, cellular component: endoplasmic reticulum; membrane. Lineage: Eukaryota; Fungi; Ascomycota; Lecanoromycetes; Lecanorales; Parmeliaceae. Gene Ontology annotation, biological process: lipid homeostasis.
AUGCGGGACCCCAUCCCGGCUCCCCGCUCCCUCAUCCAGUUCACCAACCCCUUAGCGCGGACACUCUCCCUCCGCACCCUCCCCCUGCACGCCCACGAGAUCCUGCCCGCCUUCACCAUCUACGCCUUCCUGGACGGCUACCUCUUGCCCCUCGCCUCGCGCCGCCUCUGCCCCGGAACCUACCCCGGCCUCGACCCGCGCACCCGGGUCAACUGGAACGCCCGCGUCGUUUCGCUCCUCCAGUCAAGCUGCGUGAACGCGGCCGCGCUGGCCGUGAUCCACUUCGACCGGGAGCGCUGGGCGAUGGGACCCCGGGAGAGGGUCUGGGGCUACACGGGCGCGAGCGGUAUGGUCCAGGGGUUCGCGGCCGGGUACUUCCUGUGGGAUGUGGCAACCAGCGCGGCGGACCUGGACGUGCACGGGCCGGGGGCGCUGAUGCAUGCGGGGAGCGCGUUGGCGGUGUCGUUGUUGGGAUUCCGGCCGUUUUGCAACUAUUACGGCCUGAACUUCAUCCUCUAUGAGUUGUCCACGCCUUUUCUCAAUGUUCACUGGUUCAUGGAUAAGCUCGGCAUGACUGGAUCCACGGCACAGCUCGUCAAUGGGAUCGCGCUCGUCACGACUUUCGGGGCUAGUCGCUUGGUCUGGGGCACCUAUCAGAGCGUUAGGAUGUAUCAGGACAUCUGGACUGCCUUCGAGACGCCUGGAGGCUUGCCGGUACCGCCUUGGCUCGCGGUGGCGUAUGUCGUCAGCAAUACGACGCUGAGCGUCUUGAACUUCUAUUGGUUCGGGAGAAUGAUUACGACCUUGAGAAAGCGAUUCGAGAAGCCGAGCAAGGAAGAUGAUGAGAUCGAUACUAAGAAAUGA